CCUCGAAUAAAGGAAAAAUAUCGAACUAUAACGUUGAUCUAUAGAUUUUUAAAUUUAGCAUCAUCGAUAUAAUUAUUUAUCUUAAAAUUGUUCCAAAACUGUUAUUUAACAAUAAUCGUGAAAAAAAGAACGUAUCUCAAUAACUAAACGAAAUCAUUGAAAACAAACCAUGAUAAUGGAACUGUAUUAAUUUAUUCGAUAAAUAAUAAAUAUGAGAGUUUCCUUUGUUUCAGAUAUCAGAGAAAUGUCAAGUACUAAGAUUACAGAAAAAUGUUAUUCUUAUUUAGAAAAAUACAGCAAAUCAAUGGUACCAUUGGAAGAGGAGGAGGGAAUCUGAAAUUCAUAGCAACUUAUUUAUUAAAUUUUUGCAACAUAAGAUAUAGAAUAAAAAAAUUUUCGCAUGAUUGUAUUCAUAAACAUCUAUACACAUGAAAUAAUUUUAAACAUAAAAAUAAAAUAUAUACAAUUUAUAUAUAUCAUGAUACAAGAUUUUUAAACUUGUAAUAUAUAUAAGACAAGCCUUUCAAAAGUUCCAGUGUUUAAAUAACUUCAUUACGGUGUUGCUAGUAGCUAUGUCAACGCAGUUUCCUCAUUAUAUAGCCGUAAUAGUUCUUCUAUUACUCAAAUCGAUUAUGGAUUCGGACGGUAAAGAGUUAAUAUCUGUUAUACAAUGGGGAUGUAUCGGUAAUCAAAGUAUAGAAAAAUAUACUUUAAAAAACAAAGUGGGUCAAGAAGUAGAUAUUAUAACGUAUGGUGCGACGAUAACAUCUAUUAGAAUACCAGAUAAAUAUGGAAAUAUAGCAGACAUCGUCUUGGGCUUUGAUAGCAUAGAAGAAUAUAUGAUGCCUUAUAAUCCAUAUUUCGGUGCGACAAUAGGAAGAGUUGCGAAUCGUAUAAAAAAAGGAGAAUUUACUCUAAAGGGGAAAAAAUAUCAUUUAACUAAGAAUGAAGGACAAAAUCAUCUUCAUGGUGGUACCAAGGGUUGGAAUUCAAAAAUAUGGCAUGCGGAUGUUCAAUAUAAUCAACUUGUAUUGUCUUUAUUAAGUGAAGACGGUGAUGAAGGUUAUCCUGGUGAUACCAUAGCUUCAGUCAUUUUUCAAUUAACCAAAGACGGAGAAUUAUGUAUCGAAAUGAAAGUCUUCGUUACCAAAGCUACUCCUAUUAAUUUAACUAAUCAUAGUUACUUCAAUUUAGCUGGCCAUACUGGUAACGCGAGUGAACUAUAUAAACAUCAAUUUACUAUAAAUGCGGAUCACUGGACAGUCACUGAUGCCGAAAGUAUCCCCACUGGAGAAAUUCGUUCUGUCGAUAAUUCUGUAAUGGAUUUGAGAAAUUCAACCAUACUUGGAGAUGUCAUUGACAAAGUACCAGGAGGUGGUUACGAUUAUAAUUUUUGUUUAACGAUGAACGAUACUGAAAAUGAAAAAAAUCUAGUUGCUACUGUUUUACAUCCAACUUCUGGCAGAUAUUUAAAGGUUUUUUCAAAUCAACCUGGAAUACAAUUUUAUACCGCUAACUUUCUUCCUGAAUCUAAUAGUACAGGUAUUCGAGGAAAGAAUGGAAGCGAAUACUUUAAACAUGCUGCGUUUUGUUUAGAAACGCAAAAUUAUCCGAAUGCGAUUAAUCAUGAAAAUUUUCCUAAUAGUAUACUUGAACCUGGAAAAAUUUAUCACCAUACUGUUGUAUACAAAUUUGGAAUAAUUGUUUAAAAAAUAUAUCAAUUUUUCAUAACUUUCUUAUUGAUAAAAUUAAUUAUUGUAUUAAUUUUUAUUAAAUCAUAAUA
Messenger RNA from Apis mellifera (honey bee), 1783 nucleotides. Its product is annotated as aldose 1-epimerase. The coding region runs from base 573 to 1709 and encodes 378 amino acids. The record is from RefSeq and is a predicted model, not a curated record. Gene Ontology annotation, molecular function: carbohydrate binding; aldose 1-epimerase activity. Gene Ontology annotation, biological process: beta-D-galactose catabolic process via UDP-galactose, Leloir pathway; glucose metabolic process. The transcript is spliced from 6 exons. Lineage: Eukaryota; Metazoa; Arthropoda; Insecta; Hymenoptera; Apidae.